GCAGAGCGCGCGGGGCACAGGCCUCCCCAACGCUGGAUCUCAGAGGCCCCAUCAAUGGUUCACCAGCGGCUCCAUCAAUGGUUCACCAGCGGCACAUCUUUACGCAUCUAGCGCCAAAGGUCCAACAGGAAUACGUUAUGCCUGGCGCUCACCGGGGCGUUGGUUAGACCCAGGCCCGAGCCCACCAAACCAUGCCCGACGGGAGACCACCCUUCCCGGCCUGCUUGUCGGGACGUCCCGCGCCUGGAGGUUUUUGCCCGACACCCACAAUCUCUGACCUGCCAUCAGGUUUUCGGGGAAGGCGAAGAAAUAUGGACUUAGUCUCUGACAGUCCAGUCGCCAGACCCCACGGUGACUGAUCGAUAGGAGCUAGUGUGGCGCCCCAGGGGCCAGGCCCCCACCCAGGCCCCCCAAAGCACCAAUGGGGUCGGCCUCUAUGGGUGUGGCAGAUCCUCCCCGUCCUGGGCGCUCUGUCAGGGAGGCGUGGGGGUGUCCCUCCGCACACAGCGCCCCCCCUUCCCGCCCCGAUCUGUGGGUAAAGGACCCAGAUGGCCCGUCUGGCUAAAUGACCCAGAGCUUGUCUGCUGCUCAGCCUGCCCGCCAGCCCGCCCCCCUGGACUCCGUUUCCCCCGCGCCGAUACUCGGCCCGUGCCCCCGCCCCACGCCCCUCGCCCUGCGAGGGCUGGGGGAUGUUCGGUGGGUUCGGUCGAGUCACCCGGCGUGGUGAAUCGAGGCCCCAGGGGCAGCGUAGGGAACGAGCUGGUGUGGGCUUCGAUUCUACCCCCGCCUGAGUGUGUGCGUCUGCAUCCCGUCCGUCCGCCCGCAACGCCGCCCACCCCCUGGGUUUAUCCUUGCUGGCUCCCGGCUGACCCCCACCCCGCCUACCCUGCUCCCGGGGGAGUGAGGGUGGUUGGUUGGGAGGGGAAGCUAGUGGACUCCGGCGAGGUGAAACGUGCCAGGGUCAGUGGUGCCGGGGUUACGGGCUGUCUGGACCCCCCUUUCGAUGGUUGGUGCGUAUUCCAUGUUGGCUGUAGCAGGUCACAAAAGCUCCCGCGGCUGGCGCGUGUGGAGCUGUCCCCCCCCCCAAUGGGGCUCAAACAAUCCCCGUUUUGGGGUGGAAAAAGUGAACGUGAAUGGCUGUGGAAAAGCUCCCGCUGGCCAGAACAGCAAAAUGAAGGGGGGAUAGGGAGUGAGGUGGGACACCCCUUCCCCAACUCGAGUCGUGACAAGAGAGAGAGGUGUCGAACCGCUGACCGGGGCAACGAUGAAGGGGCGGUGGGGUGCAUUGUUUAACGGGACACCCCCUCUGGUUCCUUUGAAAAGGGGGGAAGGGAAGUGAGGUGGACACCCCUCUCCCCCCUACUUGAGAAGUCGUAACAAAAUAAGGCUUGAACCGAAUGGAUCUCCGUAGGGCAUCGGCUUACACCUCCUGGUGCGGGGGGGGUGUCCUUCCCCUUUAAGAAAUACGGGUGCACCAACGUCAUGACGCGGAAGUAGACGCCGCCUCCGGCCGCUUAUUAACCGCCGCACGUGGCGUGUGGGCCCCUUUCCCCCUCUGCAUUGGCUCUAGCACGGUCAUGGCUGAAUGUGCCCUAUGCUUCAACGUCUACAGCCGGCUUGCGCCUCACCUGACGGCCGUUCACAAGGUGGCCAACUCGGACGAGAAGCGGCUGCUGCUCGCGCUGGCCGCCGGCCGCGUGGACACGCGGAAGACACCGUGCCCGGUCCCGGGAUGUCGCCGGACGCCAGCCCGCCUAGACAGGCACUUGAGGCAGCACGCGGAGCUCUCGACCUCGGGAAGGAAAGAGGCUAUGGGGAGGGCGAAACGCCGGAAAGUAGCUCGGGAGUUGCAGUGGCUGCGGUCCACCCAGCCUGCAAUCCCCGUCGUGUCCCAGCUAGCAUCGUCCUCCGAGGGGGAGCGGGACUCGGAGGACCCAGAGGCCGGCCGCCCGUGCGCCGACCGCGGCUGCAGGCGCGCCACCGAGCGCAUACAGGCUCAGCUCACGGACCUGGGGAAACAGGUUACCAAGAUGCGGUCCACCCUGCUCCAAAUCACACGCCUCUACCGGGAGCUAAGGAAGGGAGAAGGGGGGAGAAGGAGGAGGAAGAGGGCCAGGAGAACCAGGUCGCCUCCUGCACCACCGCCUCCCGGGCGAGGGGCGGCCGGAGGUCCGACGCCCCCCGAGCCUCCGGAGGCUUUGGAGCCCACUGCCUACCCGUUCCCGGACCACGUCCCCGCGCUGAGUUGAGUAUAUUUCAGGCACGUCACUGUCGCUCUGCUGGGUGUGUGGCUUCGGGGAAGUUGACUCUUGGUUGUGCUCGUUCCACAGACCUUCUCUUGGGGGAGUUCGAAGGGUACCAACUGGGCAGCGAGCCCACCCCCCGCCUGCGGAACAACGUCACUUCGAAGCUGGGGAGAAUCAAAGCCUUCCUUGGUUACAUGGCCAGGGGCACCGCGGAGCCAGGGGACUUCCUCUUCCUCAACCAACCAGCCCGAAUCCGAGCGUGGGCCGCCCGGCUAGGUCAGACGCGCAUGGCCGAGUCCACCAGGCAGCACUACCUGAAGAACGUGGCUCAGUUCCUAGACUACCUCUCGGAGACGCCGCCGGCCGCCUGUCAGCUCUCCAGCACGGCUCUGGUUCUGAUUCGAAGGGAGGUCAGAGCCCUCAUCCGCGGCAUACGCCGGCGUGUCGUCGUGCACGAGGUAAGGACCAAGCAGGCGAAGGAAAGCCGACUGAUCCCCAAGGCCAGCCUGGUGCGCUGUCACCGGACCGCUGGGAGGAAAAUUCCCGCCCUGCUAGAUAGCCUCGAAUCCAACCCAAGCACUAGGCAACAGUGGCGCUUCUAUGGCUUUCUGACUGGCUACCUAACCUCCAUCUCUGGGCACCGCUGUGGAGUCUUCCAGAAUCUCACAAUCCAGGAGGUUGAAGAGGCCUCCAGAAGCCCCGACGAGUCUGCUUAUGUCAUUAACAUUACCACUCAAAAAACAAACAGACACAAGGGGGUGAUGGGCUGGACAAAUCUGUCCAGGUCUGCAAAUGCUUUGAACGCCCAGAAGGCCUUGAGUCCAAUUCUGUAUAUUAGCAAGCUUCUCCCGGGACAGCUCGGUCCUUAG
Molecule: messenger RNA, 3115 nt
Organism: Danio rerio (zebrafish)
Lineage: Eukaryota; Metazoa; Chordata; Actinopteri; Cypriniformes; Danionidae
Source: RefSeq, a predicted model, not a curated record